Anoplopoma fimbria (sablefish) is the source of this 3735-nucleotide messenger RNA. Its product is annotated as delta-like protein C. Gene Ontology annotation, biological process: establishment or maintenance of epithelial cell apical/basal polarity; heterophilic cell-cell adhesion; Notch signaling pathway. Gene Ontology annotation, molecular function: calcium ion binding. The record is from RefSeq and is a predicted model, not a curated record. Lineage: Eukaryota; Metazoa; Chordata; Actinopteri; Perciformes; Anoplopomatidae. Gene Ontology annotation, cellular component: plasma membrane; protein-containing complex. Bases 226 to 2274 code for a protein of 682 amino acids. The transcript has 10 exons.
CAGCAGCACAGCGGGUCUUCCUUUUCCAUAUCUUGGGGUUUUUUUCCCCCCAUCAAGUCCGCUGCCACACACUCCCUCAUUUUUGUAUUUCCUCCCGGAGUGUUUUUUUUUUAAAAACUUGAUAUUCCUCCCGCUCUGUUCCCUGGACCCGUGUGGAUUUAAGGCUUUUAUUCUUACCUUGGACCCUCCGGAGCCUUCUACCUGGACGCUCCGUGCCUACACGCCAUGGCGCGUUCGUUCCUGCCGUGUCUCCUGCUGUUAGUAUCGGUGCAGACGGCCAUCUCCUCCGGGGUCUUCGAGCUGAAGAUCGACUCCUUCACCAGCGAACGCAGCGUCUGUCGCCUCCAGUCCCAGGACUGCCAGAUCUUUUUCCGCGUGUGCCUCAAGCACUCGCAGGAUGUUAUCAACACGGAGCCGCCGUGCACGUACGGCUCCGCGAACACAGAGAUCUUCGGCGCAGACUCCAAAUCCAUCUCCGAGAGCGCGCCCAUCAGGGUGCCUUUUGAGUUCACGUGGCCGGGGACCUUCUCUCUGAUCAUUGAAGCCUGGAACGCGGAGUCUUCAGGCCUGGGGUCUACAGAAAACCAGAACAACCUCAUCAGCCGGCUAGCGACCCGCCGCAGGCUGACAGUCGGGGAGGAAUGGUCCCGCGACGUGCACUUUGGCAACCAGAGCGAGCUAGGCUACUCCUACCAUGUGUUGUGCAACGAGCACUACCACGGCGAGGCCUGCUCCUCCCUCUGCCGGCCCCGCAAUGACACCUUCGGCCACUGGACCUGCGACGACCAAGGCAACCGCCGCUGCCUGGAGGGCUGGACUAGCGAGUACUGCUCUGAUCCCAUCUGUGCAGCAGGGUGCAGCGAGGAGCACGGCUUCUGCGAGUCUCCCGGGGAGUGUGUGUGCCGGCAGGGCUGGCAGGGCGAGCGCUGCGAGGAGUGCGCCCGACACCCCGGCUGCCUCCACGGGACCUGCCAGCAGCCGUGGCAGUGCAACUGCCAGGAGGGAUGGGGAGGCCUGUACUGUGACCAAGACCUGAACUACUGCACCAACCACAAGCCUUGCCAGAACGAUGCUUCAUGCACCAACACCGGCCAGGGCAGCUAUACCUGCACCUGCCGCCCCGGGUUCACUGGCAAGAACUGCGAGAUUGAGACCAACGAGUGCGACAGCAACCCCUGCAAGAAUGGCGGCAGCUGCAAAGAUUUUGAGAAUGAUUAUUCGUGCGAGUGCCCUCAGGGCUUCUAUGGGAAGAACUGCGAGAUCAGUGCCAUGACAUGCGCAGACGGGCCGUGUUUUAAUGAAGGAACCUGCGUCGAGAACGUGGCUGGCGGGUACAGCUGCCGCUGCCCGACCGGGUAUACAGGCUCCAACUGCGAGAAGAGGAUCGACAGAUGCAGCAGCAACCCCUGUGCCAAUGGAGCUCAGUGUUUGGACUUCGGUAAGAGCCUCAUGUGUCGCUGUCGGGCUGGCUUCACCGGCUCUCGCUGCGAGACCAACAUUGACGACUGCGCCAGCAACCCCUGCCGCAACGCAGGCACGUGCGUUGACGGCAUCAACGACUUCACAUGCACAUGCACACUCGGCUUCACCGGUAAGGCCUGCUCCACGCGGACCAGCCCCUGCGACCAGUUCCCCUGCGACAACGGUGGCACCUGUUACACCCACUUCACUGGGCCCGUGUGCCAGUGUCCAACGGGCUUCAUGGGCGCACGCUGCGAGUACUCACUCAGCAAGCCAACAACCAAACCGACGGGGAAUAGUGAUGUUCCUUCUGCUCUGAUUGCUGCCGUUGCCCUCGGCCUGGUGACGCUGACCCUGCUGGUUUUUGCCGCCAUCCACAUUCUGCGUAAGCUCCGCUGGGGCAGAGAGCUAACGGGCAUUACUACAUCGGUGAAGAACGACCUGGAGACGGUGAACAACCGCAACACAGUGAUCUGUGGGGGUGGACCUUAUAAUGGGGGCUUACCAGGAGCGCCACUGUGUAGCCUGAGAGAAAAGGAGGCCUUCCUCAUCCCGGGGGGGCAACUUAAAGUGUCCAAUAAGGAUGCAGCACUGCUGGAGAACGGCGACAACAUGGCCAUCUUUAAAAACAAAAUGGCAGACUGUAACCUGGUGAAAGACGAGCAGCGCCUGGCAAGGAACAAGUUUGACCUUAAGAAGUGUGACUCGUCCAUCAUCGUUCCUCCUCUGAGUUUUUCAAAGGACAGCCUGUAUCACUCAGUGUUCAUCAUCCCAGAGCAGAGGGAGCAGUGUGUGUUUGCUACUGAGGUAUAAUCUACAGUUUACAGACCGCCGGGGAACGAUCACGCUGAAGGCUUGAAAAGUUUUCACCCUGAGGAUCUAUUCAACACACUUUAUUUUAUUUAAUAUUUAUUUCUGCUGCUCAACAGAAAGAAACUACAAGAAAGGGCUUGUUUUGUCAUUAUAUAUUGACAAUGUUCGAAUGAAAAUGAAUCUGUUAAGAAAGAAAGAAAAAGGAGAGAAGAGAGGAAGAGUGAAUAUCCGGCGUCAUUUGCACUAUUUAUCUUUUUUUAUACUUUAAAUCUUAAUAUAAUAUUUCUGUCCUUAUAUCUGACUCUUCUUUGGAUCAAAAGCUAUUGAGAGGACUAAAAGAAUCAAUCAGAAGACCGGUGCCUUAGCUAUGCUCUCUUAUCACCAUGGCAACCGUUUCCCGUAUAAUCUCACAGUAUCAUGUGUCAAUCAAAUCGUCAGAGGAAACUGCUGACAGGAACGGGAGACGGAUCAUUUAUUUUGCGUCAAACAACCUGAACAUUUUCUGUCUAAAAGCUGAACUGGACAAUUUGUCGCUCCGUCCUUUUUAUUUAAUUUUUUGUUGAAGAAUCACAUGGUGGCCUGUAAGAAGAAACAAACUCUGAAGUGCCUCUUCUUAUGGAAAACAACAGGACCCAAGACGCAGAGGGGAUUUUUAUCUCAUGUUCAAAUUGUGUCUUUAUGAUCCCAGAAAACCUUAUUGGAGUCCUGUAUUUUUAGACCCAUCAUAUCCCUGAUUCUAAACCCAGUCUAAAUUAUUUUUCGGUUUAAUCAAGGAUACUUUGAACCUCUAUCUAGCAACAGCUGUUUCCUACAUGCUCACCUCAUGAUAAUCCUAAAAGUGAUAAUCUACCUUUGACAAGGUAUAAAAGAUAAGUCAAACAUGUUUCAGGCUGGAUGAAGGUCCAGCCAAGCUGGAUUCAUCUUACAAAUCAAAACUAUUUUACCAUUGUCUUCCUGUGAUAAAUAUUUGUUUUUUCCAUUAUUGUUUAAGUUUAUUUUUCUAUGGAGCAAAAAGCAAAAAAAAAAAACUAAACUUGCUGCCUUGUCUCUCUCAUGCUGCCUUCAUCAACCACUGCUGUCACAACAAGUAAACAGGAAAACAAUCAAAACACCAGCUGCUGUUGGGCAACAUUCCUAAGGCUCAACAUGUCAGUCACAGAUCAGGGUUUUUGUAUUUAUAUUUGCAGAAAAAAUUGAAACUUUUACAACAGUGAAGGACUCCAAAGAGAGUUAUUUUUUAAUCACUUGUUUUUUUAAUCCUUAUGAUACCAAAAAUAUGUGUAGUUGUGUCUGUCUACUAUCUUCGUUAAUUUAAGAAAACAAUGCAAUGUGUAUAUAUCCUCCAGAAGAUAGUUUCCCUAUUUAAUUGUCUUUUGUAAAUAAUUUUGUAUUUAUGAAAGAGAAUUGUAUAUAUGUCUAUGUUAUUACGCCUAUUGUCUCAGUCAGAAUGAAGAAAUAUAU